Propithecus coquereli (Coquerel's sifaka) is the source of this 1317-nucleotide messenger RNA. RefSeq names its product Fc receptor-like protein 2. NCBI's taxonomy places the organism in Eukaryota, Metazoa, Chordata, Mammalia, Primates, Indriidae. Gene Ontology annotation, biological process: cell surface receptor signaling pathway. Gene Ontology annotation, molecular function: transmembrane signaling receptor activity. The record is from RefSeq and is a predicted model, not a curated record. The coding region runs from base 1 to 1317 and encodes 438 amino acids. The transcript is spliced from 8 exons.
AUGCUGCUGUGGUCAUUGCUGGUCGUCCUUGCUCCAGCCAGUGCACAGGCAGAUGGGCUGACCCUCCUGGCGCCCCCCUCUGUCUUUGAAGGAGACAGAAUAGUUCUGACAUGCCAGGAAGAAAAGAACUGGAAAAUAGAGACGGUGACUUACUACAAGGAUGGAAAAAAAUUACUUUCUUUAGAAAAAUUCUCAGAUUUCUCUGUCCAAAGUGCAAUUCUGAGUGACAGUGGCAGCUAUUACUGUACUGCUACUGGACGUAGACUACUCUGGACAUCGAAAAAAACUUCACAAAUAGUCAAUAUCAAAGUCCAAGAGUUGUUUCAACAUCCCGUGCUGACAGCCAGCUCCUUCCAGCCCAUUGAGGGGGGUCCAGUGACCCUGACCUGUGAGACCCAGCUCCAUCCACAGAAGUCAGUGAUCCAGCUCCAGUUCUGCUUCUUCAGAGAUAGCCAGGCCCUGGGAUCAGGCUGGAGCAGCUCCCCAGAGCUCCAGAUCGCUGCAAUGUGGAGUGAAGACUCAGGGUCUUACUGGUGUGAGGCAGAGACUCUGGUACCCAGGAUCAGAAAACAGAGCCCCCAAUCUCAGAUUCAUGUGCAGAGAAUCCCCAUCUCUAAUGUAACCUUGGAGACCCGGGUCCCCGGGGGACAGGUGAUUGAAGGAGGAAAGCUAGACCUGCUCUGCUCAGUGGCUGAGGGCACAGGAAACAUCACAUUCUCCUGGCACAGAGAGGCCACAGGACUCAGUCUGGGAAAGAAGAUCCAGCGUUCUCUGACAGCAGAGCUAGACAUCCUGGCUGUGAGGGAGAGUGAUGCUGGUGGAUAUCACUGUACAGCUGACAAUGGCCAUGAGCCCAUCCAGAGCAAGGUGGUGAAUAUCCUUGUGAGAAUUCCAGCGUCCAGCCCUGUCCUCACCAUCACAGCUCCCAGGGCCAGGCCUGUGGUGGGAGACGUGGUGGAACUCCACUGUGAGGCCCUGAGAGGCUCCGCCCCGAUCCUGUACCAGUUUUAUCAUGAGGAUGUCAGCCUGGGGAACAGCUCGGCCCCCUCUGGAGGAGGAGUGUCCUUCAACCUCUCUCUGACUGCAGAACAUUCUGGAAACUACUCUUGUGAGGCUAACAAUGGCCUAGGGGCCCAGCGCAGCGAGGUGGUGACACUCUCCAUCGCAGGGGCUAAUGGCUGUAGAAGAGACCUUGUCAUAGCCAGAGCUCUUGGGGGACUGUUUGGUAUCCUUGCUUUAACUGGUGGUGUUGUGCUAUUUUAUCACUGGUCUCACAAGAUAUCAGGAGAAAGUUCUGCUACUAAUAUACCCAGGUGA